GAGUAUCUGAAUUGCAACACACGCUAGUUUUUUGGUGAGAAGAAAAUAUGUCGAUUAAUCAGCUUAAUGCGCCACCAAGUUCUGCAUCUUCUGAUAGCGACGCAAGCGAGCCGAAAGAAUGUGAAAAUUUAGAUCUAAAUCACGGCGUGCACUCGAGCGACAGUGGUUACGAUGUGGACCUGCCGCCGGACUGCUGCCCGGCUUCACCGGCAACAGUUCCAUCGAAAACGACACGUUCGAAUUCGUUCGGUUCACAGUUGCGAUCUCCGAAACCCCGUCGUCAGCGGACUACUUCCGUUAAUCAGAAUACGAUCAAUUCGAACGAGGCGAUAAUUCGAUCGAACAAUCGCACAAUCUACACAGCCGGUCGGCCACCAUGGUACAACAGUGCCGGUCAGCAAGUGGAACCGUUCGUUAUAGGCAUCUGUGGUGGGAGCGCUUCAGGGAAAACCACGGUGGUGCAGAAGAUAAUCGAAAGCCUGGACGUACCGUGGGUCACGUUGCUGUCCAUGGAUUGCUUCUACAAGAUACUGAAUGACAAGCAACACGAUCAAGCCACGCGCAACGAAUACAAUUUUGACCAUCCAGAUGCCUUCGAUCUGGAGCUAAUGAUAGACGUACUACAAAGGCUCAAGGAGGGCCGGAAGGUGGAAGUUCCUGUUUAUAACUUUGUCACCCACUCUCGGGAGCAGCACACGAAAACAAUGUACGGGGCGAACGUAAUCAUCUUCGAGGGCAUCCUCACGUUCCACAGCAAAGAAAUCUUAAAGAUGUUGGACAUGAAAAUAUUCGUCGACACCGACGCAGACAUCCGUCUUGGGAGACGGCUGAAGCGCGACAUUGAACAGCGUGGCCGCGACCUGGAAGGUGUGCUCAAGCAAUACAUGACCAUGGUUAAGCCGGCUUACAGCUCUUACAUUGCGCCCACGAUGGCACAUGCCGAUAUCAUUGUACCGCGCGGUUCCAGCAAUCUGGUAGCCAUUCAGCUUAUUGUGCAGCAUGUCCAUACGCAGUUACAGUUGCGCGGGUUUAAACUGCGCGAAGCCCUAGCUCACUCGUACAUCGGACAACCGAAGCCGGACUCGCUAAAGAUGCUUCCAAUCACGCCGCAAGUGAAGGGCUUGCACACAUUCAUCCGAAACGCAAACACGGCCAGAGACGAGUUCAUAUUCUACUCGAAGCGCUUGAUCCGCUUGGUGCUGGAGUACGCCCUUAGCUUGCUGCCAUUCAGGAACGUUGAGGUCGAGACGCCCCAGAACGUGGUCUACGCAGGCAAACGCAUGGCUUGUCAGAAGAUAUGCGGUGUUUCGAUUUUGCGAGCCGGUGAAACGAUGGAGCAAGCCGUAAGCGACGUCUGCAAGCACAUUCGCAUCGGCAAGAUCUUGAUCCAGACGAAUCAACAGACCGGAGAACCGGAGCUCUAUUACCUGCGCCUGCCAAAGGACAUCAAGGACUAUCGGGUGGUGCUAAUGGAUGCUACGGUUGCGACAGGAGCAGCGGCAAUAAUGGCCAUCCGCGUGCUGUUGGAUCAUGAUGUUCCCGAGGAGAACAUUCUCCUCGUGUCGCUGCUGAUGGCAGAAAUAGGCGUACACUCGAUUGCGUACGCAUUCCCCAAAGUGCAAAUCGUCACUUCGGCACUCGAUCCGGAAAUUAACGAGAAGUUCUACGUCAUACCGGGCAUCGGAAACUUUGGCGAUCGCUACUUCGGCACGGAACCGACCGAUCCAAAUCUGCUCUACGAAUAGGGCGUGUAUGCACAAGUAGUAGACAGACAACGCGUGUCAGGAGAUAAUGGAGAUACAUAAUAAAGGCUUUUUCAGCAUUAUCUUUGUGACUGAACGAUGUAUCUCCGAUUCGAAUCGCUCCGGCGAAACUUAGCAAGUAAUCUGCUUUAAUAAUUAGCUGUUAUUCUU
Molecule: messenger RNA, 1913 nt
Organism: Anopheles cruzii
Lineage: Eukaryota; Metazoa; Arthropoda; Insecta; Diptera; Culicidae
Product: uridine-cytidine kinase-like 1
Exons: 7
Coding region: 48-1745 (565 amino acids)
Cellular component (GO): cytoplasm
Molecular function (GO): ATP binding; kinase activity
Source: RefSeq, a predicted model, not a curated record